AUGGAGAAACCUGGAUUGAAACUGAACAGCAACCAGAGUGGUAUAAAACUGAACCAGAAUACAAGAAUGAGAAUCGGAGCACCGUGGGAUAGAUGCGAGCACAAGACUCUGCUACAGCUGCCUUGGAAAGCCAUGGCUGCCGCCCCGCAUCUCAACUCGGAUGCACUCCGAGAGGUCCUGGAGUGCCCCAUUUGCAUGGAGUCCUUCACUGAGGAGCACCUGAGACCCAAGCUCCUGCAUUGUGGGCACACCAUCUGCAGGCAGUGCUUGGAGAAACUCCUGGCAAACAGCAUUAAUGGGAUACGGUGCCCCUUUUGCAGCAAAAUCACACGGAUCACGAACUUAGCUCAGCUGACGGACAAUCUUACUGUGCUGAAGAUCAUAGACACCACUGGACUGGGGGAAGUGGUGGGUCUGCUCAUGUGCAAGGUCUGUGGGAGAAGGUUGCCAAGACACUUCUGCAAGAGCUGUAGCUUGGUUUUGUGUGAGCCUUGCAAGGAGACAUCACACAUGCCCCAGGGGCAUAGAGUCAUUGCUAUCAAAGAGGCUGCUGAAGAGCGUAGGAGAGAAUUUGGGACAAGGCUUGCCAGACUUCGGGAGCUCAUGGGUGAUCUGCAGAAAAGAAAAGCAUCUCUGGAGGGUGUUUCAAGGGACCUGCAAUCCAGAUACAAAGCAGUUCUGCAAGAUUACAGCAAAGAGGAGCGCAAGAUCCAGGAAGAACUGGCCAGGUCACGCAAGUUCUUCACCACCUCUUUGUCUGAGGUGGAGAAGGCAAAUAAUCAGGUAAUGGAGGAGCAAGCUUAUCUGCUGAACUUAGCAGAAGUGCGGAUAAUGUCUCGCUGUGACUAUUUCCUUGCCAAAAUAAAGCAGGGGGAUAUUGCCCUCUUGGAGGAGGCUGCCGACGAGGAAGAACCAGAACUGACAAACAGUCUGCCAAGGGAGCUGACUCUUCAAGAGGUUGAACUCCUUAAGGUGAGCCACGUGGGACCACUGCAGAUUGGACAGGUGGUGAAGAAGCCCCGGACUGUUAACAUGGAGGAAUCACUCAUGGAAACUGCAGCAUCCUCAUCAGCAUCAUUUCGAGAACCUGACUUGGUGCAGGAAGAGGCCAGCUGCACACUGAAUUCCUCACCAGCCAAGCCAAGGAUGCCUGAAGCAGCCACCAGCAUCCAGCAGUGUCACUUCAUCAAGAAGAUGGGCUCCAAGGGCAGCCUGCCAGGGAUGUUUAACCUCCCCGUCAGCCUCCACGUCACCAUGCAAGGUGAGGUGCUUGUGGCGGACCGAGGCAACUUCCGAAUCCAGGUUUUCACCCGCAAGGGCUUUCUGAAGGAGAUCCGCCGGAGCCCCAGCGGAAUCGACAGCUUUGUGCUGAGCUUCCUUGGAGCAGACUUGCCCAAUUUGACUCCGCUUUCUGUCACCAUGAACUGCCACGGCCUGAUAGGUGUGACUGACAGCUACGAUAACUCCGUCAAGGUCUACACCAUGGAUGGUCACUGCGUUGCCUGUCACCGGAGCCAGCUAAGCAAGCCCUGGGGCAUUGCCGCGCUGCCUUCUGGCCAGUUCGUGGUGACCGAUGUGGAAGGAGGGAAGCUCUGGUGUUUCACUGUGGAUCGUGGAGUGGGGGUAGUGAAGUACAGCUGCUUGUGCAGCGCGGUGCGCCCCAAGUUUGUCACCUGUGAUGCUGAGGGCACCAUAUACUUCACUCAGGGGCUGGGGCUGAACCUGGAGAACCGGCAGUACGAGCACCAUCUGGAGGGAGGCUUUUCCAUUGGCUCCGUCGGCCCUGAUGGGCAGCUGGGACGCCAGAUCAGCCACUUCUUCUCUGAGAAUGAGGAUUUCAGGUGCAUUGCUGGGAUGUGUGUGGAUGCCAGGGGAGACCUCAUUGUGGCUGACAGCAGCCGUAGGGAAAUCCUGCACUUCCCUAAGGGAGGUGGCUACAAUGUCUUGAUCCGGGAGGGACUCACCUGUCCCGUUGGUAUCGCCAUUACCCCCAAAGGGCAGCUGCUGGUGCUGGACUGUUGGGAUCAUUGCAUUAAGAUCUACAGUUACCAUCUGAGAAGAUACUCCACCCCUUAAAGGCCUGUCUUUAGGUGAAUACCCUUUUGGCAGUGGAGAUUCUUCCAGCCUCAUCUCAAUCUAAUGGGAAGCAGUGUCAAGGGUUCAGGGUGAUUGUGCCAUAA
Messenger RNA from Indicator indicator, 2180 nucleotides. It is a transcript of the gene TRIM32, whose product is annotated as tripartite motif containing 32. The record is from RefSeq and is a predicted model, not a curated record. Gene Ontology annotation, molecular function: protein binding; zinc ion binding. NCBI's taxonomy places the organism in Eukaryota, Metazoa, Chordata, Aves, Piciformes, Indicatoridae.